GUCUGGAUUAGAUCCUGAACAGACGACAUCACUUCCUGCAGCUAAACACAAACUCACCGUGUUGGGGACUUUACUUCGGACCAACAUGGACGUCCAGUUCUGGUUCUGGUUCUGGUUGGUUUUCCUGCUGGGUACUGCAAUCAGUUCGGAGAGUACUACUAUGACUCCAGAGGGGACUACUGAACCUUUAGCUAGUGGUAUUCCAACCCAAGCAACUACUGACCCUCCUACUCCUAAUACUCUUCCUACUACUACUGUUAAUCCUGGUGUUGUUACUGCUCCUAAUACUACUACUCCUACUCCUAAUACUACUCCUCCUACUCCUCCUACUCCCAAUACUACUCCUAUUCCCACUACUUCUCCUACUCCUAAUACUACUCCUACUACUCCUCCUUCGUCUCCUACUCCUAAUACUACUCCUCCUUCUUCUCCUACUCCUAAUACUACUCCUACUACUCCUCCUAAUACUACUCCUACUACUCAUCCUUCUUCUCCUACUCCUAAUACUACUCCUACUACUCCUCCUACUCCUAAUACUACUCCUACUACUCCUCCUUCUUCUCCUACUCCUAAUACAACUCCUACUACUCCUCCUACUCCUAAUACAACUCCUACUACUCCUCCUACUCCUAAUACUACUCCUACUACUCCUCCUUCUUAUCCUACUCCUAAUACUACUCCUACUACUCCUCCUAAUCCUCCGACUCCUACUACUACUCCUCCUCCUACUACUAUUACUGUUAAUCCUGGUGUUGUUACUGCUCCUAAUACUACACCUCCUACUCCCAAUACUACUCCUACUCCUACUACUUCUCCUACUCCUAAUACAACUCCUACUACUCCUCCUACUCCUAAUACUAGUCCUACUACUCCUCCUACUCCUAAUACUAGUCCUGCUACUACUACUCCUCCUUCUUCUCCUACUCCUAAUACUACUCCUACUACUCCUCCUACUCCUAAUACUUUUCCUCCUACUACUACUACUGUUAAUCCUGGUGUUGUUACUGCUCCUAAUACUACUUCUCCUACUCCUAAUACUACUCCUCCUCCUACUACUACUACUCCUAAUACUCCUACUACAUGUCCUCAAUCUCCUACUACUCCUCCUACUUCUGAUCCUCCUACUACUACCACCACCCUCCUGGUGUGUUCUAAUGGUGGUUUAGUACUGGAUGGAGUCUGCAUCUGUCCUGAUGAAUGGACCGGAGAGACCUGCUCAGUCGCAAACUUCUGCAGCUCCCAGCAGCUGGAUGGAUUCCAGUUCCCAGCAACACCAGUUGGAUGGUUCUCCUAUUCUGAGGAGGUUUGUCUUCAAGGAACCAGCGCUGCUGGUAAACCUGAAGCUUCAACCAGGUGCUUGUCCAACAACGGAUCACCGAGUUUCGACCGUCCACAGGUCCUCCAGUGUGACCAGACACUCAGCGACAUCCAGCAGAAUCUCACCAGUGCAGCUGAUUUAGAGAUACUGGCGACCAGCACUCAGAUCCUGACGUCCAGACCUGAAGAACUGACCUCAGAAAACGUAACAGCAGCAGCUCGCAUCGCUAACACACUGCUGCUGUCUCCUAACGCCACAGAGAGUGUCCGAGUGGCGGCUGUAGCAACAGUCAGUCAGCUGCUGAACGCCAGUGUUCUCGACAACGCUGCCGAGGACAACACAACUCUGAGCCUGACGGUGACUCUGGAUCAGCUGUCGGUGACCCUCAGCCUCAGUCAGAACACGUCUCAGUCUCAGGUGGUCCAACCGAACCUGGUGGUCCAGUCGGCCCAGAUUCCUCCAGCCGACACCCAGGGAGUCCAGUUCACGUCCUUCACAGGGACGUCCGGCAGUUUUGUGGCCGACAGGAUCCAGCUGAACACCAACACAUCAGACGUUACGAUAGAAAAUGGCUUCAUCGCCGACGCACUGAUUUAUGUUCGAUUCCCAGCAGCAGCUGUCAGCAGACGUCAGAGUCCGUCCAACGUCUCUCUGGGUUUCGUCCUCUACCAGAACGACCGUUUCUUCCAGUCGAGGCUCUACAUGCGGCGCCGGGCCUCUGUCAGGGUCCUGUCGGCCAGCGUCCACGGUCAGGACCACAACGUGACGCCGCAACACGUGGAGAUGAUGUUCAGACCAACACUGCCAAACGGUUCGGCUCUUUACGACUUCUCGUGUGUCUUCUGGAGCUUCAGCUUGCAGGACUGGAGCACCGUCGGCUGCUCCAAAGGCAACGCUUCGGAUGGAGUCCUGAGAUGUUUCUGCAACCACACCACUAACUUCGCCGCUCUCUGGUCCUUCAGAGAGAAUUAUGAGUAUGCAGCAGCUCUGGGCGUCAUCUCCAUCAUUGGACUGUCCUUCUCCAUUCUGGGUCUGGUUGUAACCAUCAUUUUCUACAUCAGGGAAAAGUUUUGGAGGAAGUCCAGUGAAAAGAAGCUCCUGAACUCAGAGUUAGCUGUGCUGUGUAUCUGCUGCAGCCUGCUGGCCUUCAUCAUCACCUUCCUCAGUGGCGUGCACAACUCCAGCAGGCCUAGCGAUGGCGAGCCGGCGGUCAACGAUCAGACCAACGAGGUUCUGCAGUCGGACCAACAUGUGGAACCGGACCGUGGCUCAUGCACGGCAGUGGCGGUGCUGCUGCACUUCUUCCUGUUGGCCACCUUCACAUGGACCAGCCUGUACGGGACUCAACUGAUGCUGCUGGUCCGGUCGAUGCGCCGCAGUUUACCUCCAUACUGGACAGCACUGAGCAUGACUGUAGGAUGGGGAAUCCCAGUGGUCGUCAUGGCGAGCACACUGGCAGUAACCUACAGAGUGGAUCAUCCUCUGGGAUACCGACAGGAGGAAUUCUGCUGGCUGGCAGCUCUGGAUCAGAACAAACAGUUCAGCUUUGGGAAGCCGAUGUUCUGGGGUUUCAUCCUUCCAGUCGGUCUGAUCCUCAUCUACAACAUCGUCCUGCUGAUUCUCACCUCCCUGACCACCUGUAGGGUCGACCCCAACCUGACCAGCACCAAUCAGCUGUCUCUGACCAGAAGGGUUCUGGUCAGCUUCUCUCUGGCUGUGAUGUUCGGUUUGUCCUGGACUCUGGGUUACCUGGUUCUGGUCACCACCGGACCCGCCCACCUCGUCAUCAGCAUCAUCUUCUGCAUCCUUACCACCACACAGGGGUUUCAGAUCUUCGUGCUCUUCACAGUGAGGACGCCAGCCUUCAAAGCUGCCAUUCAACACUCUGUACGCUCCGUUUCCUCCAUCAGCCUCCCACUAACGACCAAGACCUACAACCUGUGGAAGGACGAAUGGAAGUCGAGUGGAACUGAGACCUACAGGGAGAUGAAGGAGAGUGAAUCUCUGUAAACUCUGUCAAAGACUAUCGUUGGUUAUUUUAACAGCCGAGAACUGCACAACCACAAACCUGAACCCAACCAGGUGUUGUGACUCAGUCCACCUGCUGAGGGCCAGUGAUGAUCAGGCAGCUUCUCACACACAUUUAUCAAAAAUCAAUUCUAGAUCAAACCUUGGAAUCUUCAAAAAGUUUUCAAGAAACAGUCUUCAAGCAGUCUUCAGAGUUUGAUGCAAAAAAUGUUUAUUCAAUACAGAGGCUUUAAGAACAAACAUGAGCAAAAUCUCAAGAUUUUAAUUCCCUCCACAAAGCAUUACAUCAACUUUUAUACCUUUGCAAAUUCCUUCUAAACACACCUCAUCCGUUAUGGAAAGCCACAACCCAUCGUCCUAAGACCCAAGCAAGAUGCCCAUGAAGUAAUCAUAGCCAAAGUUGGACCCCCUCCUCUCUUUUAUUUCUGCUAGGUUGGCAUUAUCUGCUGCUCCAGUACUACUGGGAAGAAACCAUUCUGGAACAACCUGCCACAUCCUGCAACGUUACCAGCUAAACUAGUUUUAAUGGACUAAGAUGGUUAAUAAUGGUCCAAACCGGUCUUUAAAUGGUCCAGGUUGGUCUUUAAAUGGUAUAAACUGGUCUAAUAUUGGUCCAAAAUGGUCUUUAAAUGGUCCAAACUGGUUUUUAUUGGUCCAAACUGGUCUUUAAAUGGCCCAAACUGGUCAUUAAAUGGCCUAAAAGAUUUUUUUUACGGGGCUUAUGAGUUAAUCAUGACAGUAGAGAAUUUAAUGGUCUAAACUGGCUUUAAUAGGCUGAAAUGGUUAAAAAUGGCUCAAAUCAGUCCGUUAUUAGUUCAAACUGGUUUUUAAAUAGUCCAAACUGGUCUUUUAUUGAUCCAAACUGGUUUUUAAAUAGUCCAAACUGGUCUUUUAUUGAUCCAAACUGGUCUUGAAAUAGUCCAAACUGGUCUUUUAUUGAUCCAAACUGGUCUAAAUGGCCCUAGUACUGGUGUUUAUGCUGAUUCUAAACCAGUUGUGAACGGAUAAACCUCCAGGUGGCGACAGUGAGUUUGAUUUUCCACCAUUAAUUCCUGAAUAAAAAGAAGAAACUUACCUCUCUGCUCAUCACAAACCCAGACUGAGUAUAUUGGAUAUAAAGUAGGGUAAAGAUAAUUUUUGUCAUCAUUUUUUGUGUUUUUUUAGCAUGAAGUUUGAUGUUUCCUGUUUUAUAUAUUGGUUUUAUUUUUUUAUGUUUGAAAGUUAAAGUCUGCAGAUUAUUUAUGUUGAAGUCUUUUUUUAAAUUGUGAAUUUUGUCAAUAUAAAAUUCAUCAUUUAUACGAACAAACAUUUUUAUGUUCAGAAGAACUGUGAGUGGUUUGAAAUGUGAAGAAAACUGUUAUUGUACAGACUGACAAUCAUUUAGCUGGGAUGAUAUUAAUCACUAAUAAUCAAUAUGACUGAUGUCAGUUACAGAAAAACGUGCUGUUACUGUGUUUCAUCUCAUUAUUUAAAAUCUGCACUCCUUAAAGUUCUGUCUAACAUCUAAAACUGGUUUUAAUUGGUCAUCAAUCAUCAAAACAGACGUAUUGACUAUAAAAUGAGGGUCUUCAGUCUCUUUUUAGACAUCUAUGUUUAGACUUGUGUAUAAAUUACUGUAAAACUAUGUUGUGUACUGUAGAAGUGGUCUUUCAGGGGAGUAAACUGGUCUUUUAAUGGUCAAACUGGUCUUUUCUUCACCUAUAAUGUUCUUUACUGGUCAUCUAUAAUCUAAAACUGGUCUUUCAAUGGCAGAAAAUGAUAAUUAUUGGGAAAAAAUAGAGUAUUCUUUAAAUGUUGUUAUAUUAUUUCUCCAUUUAUUGACACUUCCUACCAUCUAAUUGUCUUGUCCAGUUUGUUGUUCGUGGUAUGAAUGAGUGUGACUGAGUGAGUUGUUUGGGUUGGGAAAGGAUACUUGCCCUCUAAUGCACCUUGGUUUAAGAAGACAUCAUUUCAGCUGUUGCAGGGUUAGAUUUGUUUGAGGGAUGACCACUGUUGUGCAUCUGUAAUGUCCUAGUGUGUUUCUGUGCCCAUCCCAUAAAUGGAAAAAAUCAA
This is a messenger RNA of Amphiprion ocellaris (clown anemonefish), 5398 nucleotides long. It is a transcript of the gene adgrg7.1, whose product is annotated as adhesion G protein-coupled receptor G7, tandem duplicate 1. The record is from RefSeq and is a predicted model, not a curated record. The transcript is spliced from 16 exons. Bases 86 to 3328 code for a protein of 1080 amino acids. Gene Ontology annotation, cellular component: membrane. Gene Ontology annotation, biological process: cell surface receptor signaling pathway; G protein-coupled receptor signaling pathway. NCBI's taxonomy places the organism in Eukaryota, Metazoa, Chordata, Actinopteri, Pomacentridae. Gene Ontology annotation, molecular function: G protein-coupled receptor activity.